Molecule: messenger RNA, 1860 nt
Organism: Eufriesea mexicana
Lineage: Eukaryota; Metazoa; Arthropoda; Insecta; Hymenoptera; Apidae
Exons: 7
Coding region: 37-1860 (607 amino acids)
Source: RefSeq, a predicted model, not a curated record
CACGUGUGAAAAUUGAAGAUUAUAAACUAAAUAAGUAUGAUAAGAUUUGGUACGAUGUUUGAUAACCGAGAAAUUGGAAAACGAAUACGACGGUUAAUUGAUGGAAAUUACUCAUGUCGUAAGAUACUCAUAUUAUUUAUUAUGUGUGGUGGAAUAUUUCUAUAUUUUGGUCCAUCUUUUGUACAGUGGAUUGUUUCUUCCACUAGAGAAUCAACGCAAGCAAUCGAGGAUCGUUGUAUGAACGAAAGACUAGCUCCCUUCCAUUUAGAUAUUGCGGAGUAUAAUGUAAACAUCCUCCAUAACCCACCAAAGGUUGGAGAGCAUCAUUAUUUGCCAUAUAUUGGCAAUGGAAUUUUUGCAAUUCCUAUUUUACCAGAAGCUUUAAUAUACAUAAAACGAGGCCGAGCACUAUCGUUGCCUGUACAGUGGCAGCCACUAAUUUUCCAUCCUUUGCUCAAAAGCAGUUUUUAUCGUGAAGCUACAGUUACUCACUUUACAAAUGGGAUUGUUUAUCGUUAUCUGUGUCUUAGAGAAGGAUAUUACAUGGAAUUCCAAUAUUAUGCUCAUAGAAUACUUGAUUCGAUAUUAGUACAGGAUAUAAAAAUAACUAAUCCACUGUCACUUUCUCAAAAUGUACCACUGAAGCCACAGAUGUCUACUCAUUGGAGUAAUUACCGCAUAGAAGUGAUCAAAAUUCCGGGACAAAAUGUUAUGCACGAGUAUAACCUAAUUUCGGGGUUUAUUCCAUUAUCAAACUCAAAUAAGGUUGUUACAAUAUCUAUAAUUUAUAAAACACCACCCAGAAUGUUACAAAUUAAUGCAAGAAGUUCUACGAAAUUAAAGAUUUUGACAAGCAUACAGUAUAGUGAACCUAUACUCAUGGAAGAACACCAUAUUCAGUAUGAAAUAACAAAAAGAAAAGCCAUCGAAGCAAUUAGGAAAGCAAUCAGCCUUCAGCAUCAAAAUUUAAAAGAAGAUCAUAUUAAUCUUUGGCAAAGUUAUUGGUAUACAGGUCUUAGAAUAAGUGAUUCCAAAGCUGAUGGUGCAAUAAAUGGGCACAAAAUAAAUUCUACUAUAUACUAUGUAUUGUCUCAAAUUUCAAAGGGUAUUGCAGAUGUAGAAAAAAAUGUAGCCAUGAAUGAAGGUUGUUAUCGCGGACACCAUACUUUAGAUGCUCCACGAUUAUGGAAAGAUACUUCCUCUAUCGAUGCUGUAAACAACGUAGUUGAAGCGUGGUUAAUAACAUUAGAAAAACAAGGAUGUCAUCAUUUAAUGAUUGGUGAUCCUGCAGCUGUGCAACAAGCUAUUGUUUUAAGCCUUGGCAGUUUACGUUUUAGUAAUCAACAUCUUGAAUUUAAUAUUGACCCACAAUACCUUCAUCGAGAUUACUUAUUUAGGAGAAUAAGUUACGGCAAUGUAACGCAUUUAAAUAUAUCAGUAACAGUUGGAGAAGAUAAUCGUGCAAUCUUAAGAGUAGCUUUAGACAAGAGUGAUAGUGUUUACUUUGGCUGUGAUGCUGGUUGUCUAAAUGCGCCAGUUUCAUUAAGUCAAUCGUAUGCAAAAAUUCCAGUAAAAUUAACAAAACCAUUAACAGCCAUAUUAUACAUAACAUCUGAUUAUCAACAUAUGCAAGAUCUACGAAAUGCUUUACAUGUACACGCCAUAGAUGAUGCUCCAGCGCAUGAUCAUCUUGUAAUGGCUUUACAUAAACAUGGGCAUCAAUUAGGAGGAUUACCAACACUUUUUUGGAUCAGUAUAUGCUUUCUUAUAAUAGUGUUUCAUUUGUUUCUUUGUAAACUUAUUAUUAAUGAAUAUCAUGGCCAUCAAGAUAAACAAAGAGUAAGAUAUAGCAAGUUAUGA